AUGGGUUGUGAUCAUGGAUUUAUACUGGAUCCCAACUUGAUCCCACUGGAUCCUGCCUGGAUUUGGGCUGGAUUCUGGCUCAGUUCAAUCCUGGCUGUGAUCCCAGCAGAUCUCAGUAGAUCCCAGAGCCCUCAGUUGCUGCAGCACCGGCCCUGGAUCUGGGUUCAAUCCUGGCUGGAUCUGGGCUCAAUCCUGGCUGGAUCUGGGUUCAAUCCUGGCUGUGAUCUCAGUAGAUCUUGGUGGAUCCUAGAGCCCUCAGUUGCUGCAGCACUGGAUCCUGCAGGCUGGAUCUGGGUUCAAUCCCAGCUGGAUCUGGGUUCAAUCCCGGCUGUGAUCCCAGCUGUGACCCCAGGAGAUCCCAGUAGAUCCCAGUGGAUCCCAGAACCCUCAGUUGCUGCAGCACUGGCUCCGGCCCUGUGGGCUGGAUCUGGGUUCAGUCCUGGCUGGAGCUGGGUUCAAUCCCAGUGGAUCCCAGCAGAUCCCAGUGGAUCCCAGAGCCCUCAGUUGCUGCAGCACUGGCCCCGGCCCUGGAUUCAGUCCUGGCUGGAUCUGGGUUCAAUCCCAGCUGGAUCUGGAUUCAGUCUUGGCUGGAUCUGGAUUCAAUCUCAACUGGAUCUGGGUUCAGUCCUGGCUGGAUCUGGGUUCAAUCCUGGCUGUGAUCCCAGUAGAGAUCAGUGGAUCCCAGAGCCCUCAGUUGCUGCAGCACUGACCCCAGGCCUGUGGCUGGAUCUGGGUUCAAUCCCAGCUGGAUCUGGAUUCAAUCUGGGUUCAAUCCCGGCUGGGUGUGGGUCCAAUCCCGGCUGUGAUCCCAGCAGAUUUUGGUGGAUCCCAGUAGAUCCCAGGGCCCUCAGUUGCUGCAGCACUGCAGGCUGGAUCUGGAUUCAAUCCCAGCUGGAUCUGGAUUCAAUCUUGGUUGGAUCUGGAUUCAAUCUCAGCUGGAUCUUGGUUCAGUCCUGGCUGGAUCUGGGUUCAAUCCCAGCUGUGAUCCCAGCAGAUCUCAGUGGAUCCCAGAGCCCUCAGUUGCUGCAGCACUGGAUCCUACAGGUUGGAUCUGGGCUCAAUCCCAGCUGGAUCUGGAUUCAGUCCUGGCUCAAUCUGGGCUCAGUCCUGGAUGUAAUCCCAGCAGAUUUCGGUGGAUCCCAGUAGAUCCCAGGGUCCUCAGUUGCUGCAGCACUGCAGGCUGGAUCUGGGUUCAGUCCCAGUUGGGUCUGGAUUCAAUCUGGGUUAAAUCCCAGCAGAUCUCAGUGGAUCCCAGCAGAUUUCAGUGGAUCCCAGUGGAUCCCAGAGCCCUCAGUUGCUGCAGCACUGCAGACUGGAUCUGGGUUCAA
This is a messenger RNA of Catharus ustulatus (Swainson's thrush), 1328 nucleotides long. RefSeq lists its product as uncharacterized. Lineage: Eukaryota; Metazoa; Chordata; Aves; Passeriformes; Turdidae. The coding region runs from base 1 to 1146 and encodes 381 amino acids. The transcript has 4 exons. The record is from RefSeq and is a predicted model, not a curated record.